AUGAAACUCUCGACGAUCAUGCAGAGGAUCGCGCUGAAGGUUCUCCUCCUGUCGCCGACGAUCUGGUGCAAUCACGUUGUGAUAUGCGCCCAUUGUCAUGAGCUCUCGGCCGACGAAUGUGUGUUGCCCAACUUCCCUAGUCUGGCCCCAUGUAGAGGAAAGCUCCCCCAGGCCCAGGGUGGGGGCCCAUGUCUCAAGCCGCGCAUCCAGAGGUAUUCGCAAUGCAGGCGCUCCGAGUGCGGACGAUUCACCGGCCAGAAUCUCAGGAUCGGCGGUCAAGCUUGCAAGCAUUGGAUCAAGUACAAAAUCCCGAGCGACAUAUGCGCCCAUUGCGGACAUCCCACAGCCUUCCAGUGUGAGUUAACUUACUACCCGAAUCUGGCCCCGUGUAAGGUCCUGCUCUCCAACGGUGAAGAAUGCGGCGCGGUGCGCACCCAGAGGUACUCGCAAUGUAUUCGAAGCGAGUGUCGACGUUUCACCGGCCAGAACCUCGAGGUUGCCAGUGAAGGAUGUUUCCAUUGGAAUAAUUACAAAAUCCCCGAAUUCUACAAUUUCUUGUCUGUAGAUCAAGAGGAAUAA
Molecule: messenger RNA, 579 nt
Organism: Puccinia triticina
Lineage: Eukaryota; Fungi; Basidiomycota; Pucciniomycetes; Pucciniales; Pucciniaceae
Exons: 1
Coding region: 1-579 (192 amino acids)
Source: RefSeq, a predicted model, not a curated record